AUGCUCAUUAUUGAUGUCAAUACGAGUUCCUUCAAUAAUGCAGCUACUUCCACUUCUCCCAUUUCUACUGCCACACCGAAUGGUGCAACAUUUUUAACCGGCAAUCAAUUGCAACAACAACAAAAAAUAAUUCCUUCUCCAAUUUAUACCGCAGUAUCAUCAUCACCCGCCUCUUCAACAACAACAACUCCUGUUAGUACACCAUCAUCUACCACCGUAACUUCUCCACCCGUCACUAAUGUUAAAAAACGCAAAAAUUCCAGCAUUAGUGCUAAAAAACCGGGUAUAAAAAGUACUGAAAUUAAUUCACUACUGGGUGAAGUGUGGAGAAAUAUGUCCGAGGAAGAUAAAAAGCCCUACCUCCAAAUGAGGGAUACGGCAUUGGAACAGUACGAAAAGGAUUUGGCGGCUCAACAACAACAGCAGAAAUCGCCACUUUCACCACCACCAUCAUCACAACACCAGCAGCAUUCGCCAUCACGACCACUACCACGAUCACCACAUCAUCAUCAACAACAGCAGCAAGUAUAUAAGUUUGUAGAUUUAGAGAACGACGUAAUGUACCAAGAGGCUGUCAAAAUUGCUAGAAAAAUUUUAGACGGUUUAGAAACCGAUCUAAAUGAUCGUUGGUAUGAAUAUGAAUUACCAACAUCGCUAAAUAAUCUUGUAGAAAUCAAUUAUUCAAGCACAAAUACAAAUCCAUCCCUAUUUUUAAAAUGA
Entrophospora sp. SA101 is the source of this 720-nucleotide messenger RNA. The record is from the annotation of a GenBank genome assembly. NCBI's taxonomy places the organism in Eukaryota, Fungi, Glomeromycota, Glomeromycetes, Entrophosporales, Entrophosporaceae.